Messenger RNA from Oryzias melastigma (Indian medaka), 2460 nucleotides. Its product is annotated as NACHT, LRR and PYD domains-containing protein 12. The transcript has 5 exons. The annotation marks the transcript as partial. Gene Ontology annotation, molecular function: protein binding. Lineage: Eukaryota; Metazoa; Chordata; Actinopteri; Beloniformes; Adrianichthyidae. The record is from RefSeq and is a predicted model, not a curated record.
ACUUUUGUGAAGAAGGAGUUGAAGAAGAUCCAGAAGAUUCUGAGCCAGAGGGAAGAUGAGGAGGAACUGGAGGAUGAAGAUGAAGAACAGAGGAGCAGCAGAGAGUCACUGAUGAAGAUAACAGAGAACUUCUUGAGGAGAAUGAAGCAGGAGGAGCUGGCUGAUCAACUGCAGAACAGAUUGUUUUCAGUUUGUCAACAUAAAGUCAAGUCUGGUCUGAAAAAGAAGUUCCAGUGUGUGUUUGAGGGAAUCGCUAAAGCAGGAAACCCAACCCUUCUGAAUGAGAUCUACACAGAGCUCUACAUCACAGAGGGAGGAACUGGAGAGCUGAAUGAAGAACAUGAGGUCAGACAGAUUGAAGCAGCAUCCAGGAAAGCAGACAGAGCAGAAACCAGCAUCAGACAAGAAGAGCUCUUUCAACUCCCAGCUGGUAGACAAGAACCAAUCAGAACCGUCAUGACAAAGGGAGUGGCUGGCAUCGGGAAAACAGUCUUAACACAGAAGUUCACUCUGGACUGGGCUGAAGGCAAAGCCAACCAGAACAUCCACUUCAUAUUUCCAUUCACUUUCAGAGAGCUGAAUGUGCUGAAAGAGGAGAAGUUCAGCUUGGUGGAACUUGUUCAUCACUUCUUCCCUGAAACCAAAGAAGCAGGAAUCUGCAGCUUUGAAGACUUCCAGAUCAUCUUCAUCUUUGAUGGUCUGGAUGAGUGUCGACUUCCUCUGGACUUCCACGAGACUCAGAUCCUAACUGACUCUAGAAAGUCCACCUCAGUGGGUGAUCUGCUGACAAACCUCAUCAGGGGGAACCUGCUUCCCUCUGCUCACCUUUGGAUAACCACACGACCUGCAGCAGCCAAUCAGAUCUCUGCUAAGUGUGUUGACCUGGUGACAGAGAUCAGAGGGUUCAAUGAUCCACAGAAGGAGGAGUACUUCAGGAAGAGAUUUCGAGAUGAAGAGCAGGCCAGAAGGAUCAUCUCCCACAUCAAGAGAUCCCGAAGCCUCCACAUCAUGUGCCACAUCCCAGUCUUCUGCUGGAUCACUGCUACAGUUCUGGAGGAUCUGCUGAAGAGCAGAGAGGGAGGAGAGCUGCCCAAGAGCCUGACUGAGAUGUACAUCCACUUCCUGGUGGUUCAGGCCAAAGUCAAGAAGGUCAAGUAUGAUGGAGGAGCUGAGACAGAUCCUCACUGGAGUCCAGAGAGCAGGAAGAUGAUAGAGUCUCUGGGAAAACUGGCUUUUGAGCAGCUGCAGAAAGGAAACCUGAUCUUCUAUGAAUCCGACCUGACAGAGUGUGGCAUCGAUAUCAGAGCAGCCUCAGUGUACUCAGGAGUGUUCACACAGAUCUUUAGAGAGGAGAGAGGACUGUACCAGGACAAGGUGUUCUGCUUCAUCCAUCUGAGUGUUCAGGAGUUUCUGGCUGCUCUUCAUGUCCAUCUGACCUUCAUCAACUCUGGAGUCAAACUCAUGGAGGAAGAACAAAAGACGACAGUCCAGUUCUACCAGAGUGCUGUGAACAAGGCCUUACAGAGUCCAAAUGGACACCUGGACUUGUUCCUCCGCUUCCUCCUGGGUCUUUCUCUGCAGACCAAUCAGAGUCUCCUACAAGGUCUGCUGACACAGAUGGCAAGUAGCUCACAGACAAACCAGGAAACAGUCCAGUACAUCAAGAAGAAGAUCAGUGAGAAUCUGUCUGCAGAGAAAAGCAUCAACCUGUUCCACUGUCUGAAUGAACUGAAUGAUGGUUCUCUAGUGGAGGAGAUCCAAAAGUCCCUGAGUUCAGGACGUCUCUCCACAGAUGAACUGUCUCCUGCUCAGUGGUCAGCUCUGGUCUUCAUCUUACUGUCAUCAGAAGAAGAUCUGGAAGUUUUUGACCUGAAGAAAUACUCUGCUUCAGAGGAGGCUCUUCUGAGGCUGCUGCCAGUGAUCAAAGCCUCCAACAAAGCUAUACUAAAUGGCUGUAAUCUGUCAGAGAGAAGUUGUGCAGCUCUGUCUGCAGUUCUGAGCUCUCAGUCCUCCAGUCUCAGAGAUCUGGACCUGAGUAACAACAACCUGCAGGAUUCAGGAGUGAAGCUUUUGUCAGCUGGACUGGAGAGUCCACACUGUAAACUGGAAACUCUCAGGUUAGAAUAUUGUAGUUUGUCAGUGAUCAGCUGUGAAGCUUUGGGAUCAGCUCUGAAGUCCAACCCAUCCAGUCUGACAGAACUGGACUUGAGCUUUAACAAGCUGCAGGAUUCAGGAGUUCUUCAUCUGUGUGGGUUUCUGGAGAGUCCAGACUGCAGACUGCAGACUCUAAGGUUGAAGAACUGCAGCUUGUCAGAAAUUAGCUGUGAAGCUCUGGUUUCAGCUCUGAAGUUCAACCCGUCCAAUCUGACAGAACUGGACCUGAGCGGAAAUAACAACCUGCAGGAUUCAGGGCUUCUACAUCUGUGUGGUUUUCUGAAGAGUCCAGACUGCAAACUGCAG